Astyanax mexicanus (Mexican tetra) is the source of this 7717-nucleotide messenger RNA. RefSeq names its product leucine rich repeat containing 7 (gene lrrc7). Lineage: Eukaryota; Metazoa; Chordata; Actinopteri; Characiformes; Acestrorhamphidae. Gene Ontology annotation, cellular component: postsynaptic density; adherens junction; postsynaptic membrane. Gene Ontology annotation, biological process: neurotransmitter receptor transport postsynaptic membrane to endosome; neurotransmitter receptor transport, endosome to postsynaptic membrane. The transcript is spliced from 28 exons. The record is from RefSeq and is a predicted model, not a curated record. Bases 587 to 5299 code for a protein of 1570 amino acids. Gene Ontology annotation, molecular function: protein binding.
GGCGCUGAGGAAGAGCCACGGCCGCUCUGCUCUCAGCUCAUCUCUGCUCUGUCCUACUAGCUACUUCACCUGCAUGGAUAUAUAUCACGAUGGCUGCUGCUGAAGACGGACUGAAAACGAGGGAGAAGGAAAUCAGCACACGCUGAUUCUUUUUUAUUUAUUUUUUAUUUAUUUAUUGUAGUUGUUUGCGUUUUAUAUAUAUUGAACAUGAACUUCAUCAAUUGCUCUCAGGGAGAUUGAGGAAAAACAUGGCCCAGCGUGCUCUGAUAUGCAUAUGAUCUAUAUGCAUUAGUAGUGAGGUUAUAAUUGGAGUGUUUUUCCUCUUUUUUUAAAUCUCAGCGUGUGGAGCAGAUAGAGAUCUAUAGAUGAGAUCAUGUGGCUCUGCUCCUCUUGCUUUAUUCUAAGAGAGACAGGCGCGUUCCGUGCAGGCGCUGCAGGGCUGCUGCGUUCAGUGCGAGCUCGAGACUGAACACUGAUGUGAUGCUCUGUGGAUUGCGAGCACUCCCUCCUCCUCUUCUAGCCCAGCGCCAAGGACCACGACUCCAGCUGGAAUAAAACACACUCUCUGAUCACAUAGUCCAGUCCAAUGGACAAUUGCUCAACGCUUCAGCUGCAGGGACUGGAGAUGACUACCAAGAGGAAGAUCAUCGGCCGCCUGGUGCCAUGCCGAUGCUUCCGCGGGGAGGAGGAGGUCAUCUCAGUGCUGGACUACUCGCACUGCAGCCUGCAGCAGGUCCCCAAGGAGAUCUUCAGCUUCGAACGCACCCUGGAGGAGCUCUACCUGGACGCCAACCAAAUCGAGGAGCUGCCUAAGCAACUCUUCAACUGUCAGGCCCUCCGGAAGCUGAGUAUUCCUGAUAAUGACCUCUCCAGCCUGCCAACCACCAUCGCUAGCCUUGUUAACCUGAAGGAAUUAGACAUAAGUAAAAACGGCAUUCAAGAGUUUCCAGACAACAUUAAGUGCUGUAAAUGUUUAUCAGUUGUAGAGGCCAGUGUAAAUCCCAUAACCAAACUCCCCGAUGGCUUCACCCAGCUCCUCAACCUGACACAGCUCUUCUUAAACGACGCCUUCCUCGAGUACCUACCCGCCAACUUCGGGAGAUUGUCCAAAUUACGCAUCCUGGAACUUCGAGAGAACCAUCUGAAAACCAUGCCAAAGUCAAUUCACAGGCUGUCACAGCUGGAGCGAUUAGACCUGGGAAGCAAUGAAUUCACUGAACUGCCAGAAGUGUUGGAGCAGAUUCAUAACCUGAAAGAGCUGUGGUUGGACAACAAUUCAUUACAGACAAUACCAGGGUCUAUAGGGAAGCUGAGGCAAUUGCGGUAUCUGGACCUGGCUAAAAACAGGAUUGAGAGUCUGGACGCAGAUAUCUCUGGGUGCGAGUCCCUUGAGGACCUCCUGCUCUCCUCCAACAUGCUGCAGCAGCUGCCAGAUACAAUAGGAAUGUUGAAAAAGUUAACAACAUUAAAAGUUGAUGACAACCAGCUCACCUCACUGCCUAACACCAUCGGAAGUCCACGCACCAAAUUAGGUUUAUCACUUUUAGAGGAGUUUGACUGCAGCUGUAAUGAACUGGAGUCCCUUCCCCCCACCAUCGGCUACCUGCACAGUCUCCGCACCUUUGCAGCUGAUGAGAACUUCCUGACAGAGCUGCCCAGAGAAAUUGGAAACUGCAGGAAUGUGACAGUUAUGUCCUUGCGGUCCAACAAACUGGAAUUUCUGCCUGAUGAAAUUGGACAGAUGACAAAGCUACGUGUUCUUAAUCUCAGCGACAACAGGCUGAGAAAUCUUCCAUACACUUUCACUAAGCUGAAAGAUCUUGCUGCACUCUGGUUAUCUGACAAUCAGUCCAAGGCCCUCAUCCCCCUCCAAACAGAGGCCCACCCUGAGACCAAGCAGAGGGUCCUCACCAACUACAUGUUCCCCCAGCAGCCUCGGCACGAUGAGGAUUACCAGUCGGACACCGACAGCUUCAACCCUGCUCUGUGGGAGGAGCAGAGGCAGCAGAGGAUGACUGUUGCUUUUGACUUUGAGGAUAAGAAGGAAGACGAGGACAACUCUGCCAAAGUCAAGGUCCCCCUGCCAUCUUUUGUUGAGAUUAAUCUGAAACGAUAUCCCACCCCUUACCCGGAGGACUUGAAGAACAUGGUGAAGUCAGUGCAGAACAUGGUGGGUAAAACCACUCACCCCCUCAGCUCCUCCGGCACCAACUCCUCUGGCACCAACAUGGAGCUCAUCAACAAGGACAAGUAUGAGCCCAAGUGGCCCAUUGCACCCAAGGAGGUGACAGACAGAGAGAUUAAAGACUUCUCCAAGCCUCCAAUGCCAGAGCAAGCUGCCAUCAUGAAUUCAGCCAUAGACAUCCCAAAGAGGAAGGACAAGGAGGAUCUAACCGAGAGCUCAGAGAUUUCUUUACAUCGCGUCGUUCCCAAGCCUCAACAGCCAGAGAAUACGAGCCUGGCCGUUACUUCCUCUUCCUGUUUCUGCCUCAUAGAUUCCAUGGGAGGUUCUCCUAAUGAUAUCCGGAUUUCUGACAUGAGGCCGACUCUGGUGGAGCCCCCCAUGUACAAGCCAAAGGUCGUGUUACUUGGAAAGGACAAAAAAGAAUCCACAGAUGACUCAGACCCAGACAAAAUGCACUGCUUGAACAACAGCGGAUCCUCCGCCACCUACUCUGACUACUCGCCCUCACAGGGCUCCUCUGGGUCCUCCAACCCCCCUGGUAACGUCGGUUCCAUGCAGAGUGCUGUGAAAGAGGGGCCGCUGCAGACUCACUGGACUAACAGGCUGGCUCAGUCUUUCCCAAAGCCCAUCGAGAGCAAGCCCUUGCUCAGUCAAAGAGAAACGCCCCCCUCCAACACCCUGCAGCAGCGAGGUGAGAGGCGGCCGCUCAGUGACACCUUCGACAGCUGGAACGAUGCCCCCCACUACGACAACACAGGGUUUGUAGCGGAGGAGACGCUCCUUGAGACCCCCAGCGGCAGCAGUGGAAACCCCAUGCUGGGCACGAAGCCUCGCAGUGCUUCCACAGCGCACGGACGACGGCCUCUCAUGAGACAGGAGCGCAUUAUGGGGGUCCCGCUAGAGCUGGAGCAGACGCAACACACUUUCCGCAACCCCGCGGACACUGAAGUGCCUCCUCCUCCACCUCCCCCGAACCCCUGGCAGAACUGGACAAGGACUCCCAGCCCUUUCGAGGACCGCACCGCUUUCCCCUCCAAGCUGGAGCUCACUCCAGCAAACAGCCCCAACCCUGACCGCAAGGAUUUUGAGCAGGAGAUGGGUGAACUACCUGGCACUUUCCCCUCAACGGGAGCCUGGGGCUUCCUGGACUCCAGAGACUCAGGGACAGGGCAAGGUCAGCCCAACAUCUUCACACAUAUUCAGGGUCAUAAAGAACCAAAUAAGGGUGCCACCACCAUGGUCAUAAGCAAGAGCUCUGAGAGGCUUUCGCCCAUGAUGAAGGAGGUCAAGGCAAAAUUCAAGAAGUCCCAGAGCAUAGAUGAAAUCGAUAUUGGGUCUUACAAGGUGUACAGCAUUCCUCUAGACAGCUACAGCUCCAUAGAGAAUCAGGGCAGCGUGGACAGAGCAGACCUUCCUGGACCUCUGGAGCAGAGCAUGUCCAGGAGCCAGUCCGCUCCCAUGCUGGACGAUGAUCUUGACGGCUUUGGAAUGAAUAAGAAUUCGCAACAGCAGAAACCUGCUAUUCCGAAGAAAGUCUACCAAUUUGACCAAAGCUUCAACCCUCAAGGACACAUGGACAUGAUGAAACAAGACAGGAGAGUUCCUCCACCCUUCCCCAACACCCCGGAAUAUGUGAAUCAACCCGGCAAGACACUGCCAAAAGAGCUUGUUAGCCCUCGAGGCUACCGCGGCUAUCCACCGGUGGAGCAAAUGUUCCCAUUCACUCAGCCAUCAGUCACUGAUGAUUUAGUAAUCACUCCACAGUUUUCUGCCCAGCCUCAGCGCUCUCGUCCGGGCUUCUUGCGGCGAGCAGACUCCCUGGUAAGUUCUACCGAGAUGGCACUGUUCCGCAGGGUAGCGGAAGCCCAGGAACACCAAUUGGCAGAGCACUACAACAGGCCUCAACAGCUCAAAGGCAUGCUGGAACACCAGAACAGCCUGUCCACAAUGGCAGACACUCAGUUUCAUAAGAGGAAUGGUAGGUAUGAAGAGGACUACUCGUCUUACCAAGAACCUAAAAAGCCUAUAAUGGGUUACCCCACCAAGAGUCUGACGCAGCGCCGCCCCCUGUCUGCCCGAAGCUACAGCACAGAGACGUACGGGGCUUCCCAAGCUCGGCCGGUGUCUGCCCGUCCUACUAUGGCUGCCCUGCUGGAGAAGAUGCCUUCAGAUUAUAACCUUAGUACGUGCACUGAGAAGAGCCCUGACGCUGACACAAAGAUGAGACCCCCGAUGCCCCAGAAACCAGAGGACAUGACCUCCAAAAUGCCAGUGGACUGGAGACAACAGCUUCUACGGCACAUAGAGGCAAAAAGGCUUGACCGGAGUGCUGUCCUUAAGCACAACACAGUAAACUUCGGCAUGCUGUACUCUGGAGGCUAUGCUGCACCGCAUGCCAGCAGAAGCAUGACAAUAAACUUUUACAAUAACACAAAGCAUGAAAACCAAACAACUCAGUGGCUACCUCUACCAAAUACACCUUCACAACAGAGCAAUAUUUUAGAUAACGGCCAAGAGGUGGUCUCUCCAACUGCCCAGUGGGCUCCCUACUCAUUGGGACGAAGAGACGUACCUCCAGAGAACCUGAAUAUCAUCAAAAAGGCCGCUGUACAGCAACCUUACCAACAGCAGGGCAUGAUGGUGACCUCGGCCUCGGCCACCCCACCUCACCGAACGCCUCGAGACCAGCAGUACGAAGGAGCCAUGAACAAGGUGUCCAUCCAGCAGUACCAGUCUCCUCUGCCCAUGCCCGUCACAAGCACCAGUCCCAGGCCUCAGAGCGCCCGCUGCUUCAUCCAGACUAAAGGCCAGAAGAGCAUGGACGGCUUUCAGGAGCAGUUUUGUGUUCGGAUUGAGAAGAACCCUGGCCUUGGUUUCAGCAUCUCAGGGGGGAUCAGUGGGCAGGGGAACCCCUUCAAGCCCUCGGACAUGGGUAUCUUUGUUACUAGGGUACAGCCUGAUGGACCCGCCACCAGUGCUCUUCAACCAGGGGACAAAAUUCUGAAGGCCAAUGGACAUAGUUUUUUACACAUCGAACACGAAACGGCCGUGUCUCUUCUGAAGAGUUUCCCGAAAGCUGUGGACUUGAUCAUUUUAAGGGAGAGCACAAUGUAAAUAUUUUUAUAUCGAUACACUGACUUCUUGCUCAGAUAAAAAAAAAAAACUGCAAAAAAAAACCUACAAAAAAAAAUGGAAAACAGGAACUUGUACAUCACGUUUUUAUCUAGGAACAGUUUUGCCAAUUGCUGGACCAAUGGCGAAAUACUAGUGCCAAAUGUACAAUAGAGAAGCUAUCUAAUAAUGUUACAUAUGGCUUAUACGUAUAUAUAUAUACAUAUGUGCUGAAAUCUUACACUGGUGUGUUUGGAAUUCCUUUCUAUCUCUCAGCCUGUGGCUGUAGGUGGGUGCGUUUUUCUGCUUAUUUAUAUCGCCUAUUAUUUUGUACCUAUUUUUCCAAGCAGCUUUUCAUUUGGAUCUUGGAGCAUGAAAGCACAUCCGCUUUUAAGGACAUUUCUUCAUCAUGACACUGCCUCAACUCUGUAAAUGCCUUGUGUAAAUAUAUACAUUUACUAGUAAAAAUGUAAUGUGAUCAGAGAGGAGAAUGUGAAUGAACGACAGUUUUCUGAUAUUAUUCCAUUUUUUUGGUUGGGUAACAUUUUUAGGAACAUUUCUUAUUUUCCCCCUAAAUAACCCUUUCCCCGUUCACUCACUUCAUUUCAGUGAAUUCUUGAAGCGUUUUAUUAUUAUGCAGCCCUCUGCUACCGCAUUGGGUGUGGUGUUGGGCUGUGUGGCUCUCAUAGGAGUUUUGCACAAAUCAAACGUCAGAACAAAAAAAGAAAAAGAAAGAAUCCAAAAGCAGUAUUGUUCCUGCUGUGACUCUUCCGCAGUGCCCUCUGUCGGCCAGCGAAGAGAUGAACAAUACUGAGAUUUUUACACAGGGUAUCUAUAUAUAAAAAAAACUCUCCAUUCUCCUGCCAUGUUAAGAACAUGAGCACUUUCACAUUUCUUUCUACUUAUUAAUAUUAUUAUAAAUAUUAACACUGUUUUAACUGGACAUGUAAUAGAAAUCCACCAGGGGGGUGAAAGUCAUUCAUUUAAAGUGUACUCAGUGUGUGUUCUCCGUUUCUUAGGUUCUAAACAAAGACAUUUACAUUCAGACCAUUUCUUUCAAGGCUUUGUUGAUGUUCUCCUGCUUUAAGGUUUUUUGAGUCACUAUGAACAAAGGAAUUCAUAUCAUUACACAAUAGAUAUCCACAAGGAUCUUUAAUGUUUAGAGCAUGCUUUCACUUUUUAAACUUGUCUUAUUAAGAAAGUUAUUAGGGGACAUUGUGUUUUUACUAAAGUGUUUUUUACUUUAGUUGCUUUACGUCACUUGAAGUAUUUCUUUCUUUUUCUGAACUGUUCAAAUCAAAGCAGACAUCACCUGCAAAACAGAUCAUUGUGAAAACUGGUACCACAGUGUACCACAAAGAGAUAUAUACGAACAGCCUGUGUGCCCUGGGCAUGUCCAAAAUAAUGUAUACAAAUGUAGCAUUAGGUGGGACAGUUUUGAGCAAAACUAAGCCUGAGAGCCCCCUCCAAAAAAAUCCCCCCAACCAUAUUUUACUUCAAAAAAAAAAAAAGAAAUUUAGUUAUAUAACGAGCUAAAGUUUGGAUGACAGUUAAUUGAUAUAAUACUAUUGUGACAGAGCAUUUGAUAAUAUUAUUUUUACUAAAUGUUUUCAGUAAUUAUUUCUAAUAUAUUGAUAUACUUAGCUUUGCUCAAAUUGUGAGAUUUUAUAAAGAUACUAAACUGUAUGGAAGAGUAUUUAGAAACACGAGAGAACACUCUAGAAGCAAACUUAAAAAUUAUUUCUACAGUAAUUGUGAAUUUGUGUCAAACAUAUAUGUAUAUGGAUAUACAGAUGGUCAUUUUUGUAUGUGUUUAAAAACUUAUUGAAUAUAAAAUCCAAUAUAUGGUACUAUUCAGUCUAAUUGCAGUAUUGAUGUACAUAAUUGUGAAUGAAAACAUUUAAAUAAUUUAUUCCUAUAGAUUGUGAAUGUACUCAAAGCUUUCUGCAGUAUGAAGACUUGAAUGCUGUUUCUUUUUUUGUGCAAAAAGUAAUUAUAAAUAUAAAUAAAUAAAUAUAUAUAAAUAUAUAUAUAUAUAUAUAUAUAUAUAUAUAGGAUAUAUUUAUAUAUCCUACGAUUCCGUUUAGUUAAACAGAUUAAGUGACAAUUUAUCAUACAGUUUAUUUGCACACGCAAGUUUACUCCUUCCUAUUUUUUUCUGAAUUAUCACAAUGUAAUUGAUGAUAUAUAUAUAUAUAUAUAUAUAUUCUGUGUCUAGAAUGCAUUUUGCAGAUGCUAUCUGUACAUAUUUAAGAUAAAUUUUAAUAAUAAAAAACAAAAACUAAAAAAAUUUCAAAGCUGUGCAGCAAAUAACGAAGCCAUUUUCGGCUUUGAGAAUACAGAUUUUUUUCAGUAUCUAAGAGGUGUUUUGAAUAAUGUAUGAAAGUCUUUAUUGUACAAAUAAAAAGUUCACUAUUGUUA